AUGCUUUGGAUUCUACAAUUGCCACCUGAGAUUAUCCAACUUAUAUUUGAUGCCGUUCCUCUCCCGUAUCUACAGGAAUACAUUAACAUAGAUCAAAUUAGCCAGUAUGCAUUCAAUUCUUACUAUUCAAAUAUCACGAUUGUUGAUUUCCACGAUGUAGGUGAAAGAUGGAGUGACUUAGAGAAGCCCAAACCACUCCUUGGGGAAACAGAUGUAUUUCCAACAACGUAUAAUUCCAAAAAUAUCUACGGUAGUUUAAAUUAUCCUGGCGAUACAAUAUUUCUUGAAAGGCGUGGCAGUGCUCCAUCGGUAUACUUUUUGAAUGUGGAUGACUUCAUUGAUUUCGGUAGAGAACAUCCUAGUUUUUCUCCACUGAAUGUAAUAUUUAUAAGACCUAGAGAUGUUCUCAGGCUUUGCCGAUGUUCUGAAAUGGUUCCCAGAAUACGUAAGAUAUAUUUGUUUACCGAAUUGAUUUUUAGGGGCGAUUACGAAGGAGAAUUACAGGAUUGCCAGUCCGUGAUUGGCCAAGGAAUUCCAAACAUAAACUACGGUUAUCUCUUUGCAGAAGCAAGCUCUUUGAAUUUACAAACCUAUCCACAUCAUUUGGAUUAUCUUCAAUUGGACAACUGUCAGAUACGGGAUUUUGAGGGUACUUUUGUUGGGUUUUCAAUUACACAUCUUAUAUUUGAUCGGGUUGAGAUGGAAUUUAAUGAUAUAGCAUCUAUCCCAAUGAAUGUAAAAUAUUUAUCAUUGAAGAGAUCACUAGGUCUGGAUAGUGGUAUCUUGGAUAUAAGAUACCCUCCUAAUUUGAUCCAAUUAAUCAUUAAUGAGUUUAGAGGCGAUGGUCAAAUUAUUAACGUUAAUCUCCUGACCCUAACAAAACUUCGUUAUUUACAAAUUAUGCCGGUGCAGGUCAUGUCGCUUUCAGACUUAGAAUUACCGAAUUCCAUUGAAAUUUUAAAAUUAGGUGCGCCUAAAUUAAAAACCUUGGAAGGAAUUGAAAAGUAUCACAAUUUAUACAGUUUCUAUUUCCAAUCAUUUUGCGGAACAUGGUUUGACAUGCCGUUGUGGGCGCAAACAACUAAGGAGAACCUGGCCGAUACUUGGGAGAAUCAUACAUUAUUUUGUGACGAUUAUUCGCAGGCCGGAAUUGUCAGCAUAUCUAGCUUUCCUAAAGAAAGAAUUAAAAGAUUUGACAUAAGCGGUGAAUAUGACGUGGAUGAUCUUAAGAAGUGGAGGUAUUUUGGCCUUAUUGAUUAUCCGAGCUUGACGGUUUUGGAUUUAUCUGAAACGACGCUACUGCUGGUUACUUCUUGGAUAUUUCCAGAAACAUUGAUUACGUUGGAUCUAUCCUCAUGCAAGAUACUGAAAUUUAAGAAUCAUAAUUUCAAACGCUUAACAAGUCUACGACGCUUGUAUUUGAGAGAGAAUCAAUUCAAAUCGUUAGAAGGGUUGAUUGACAGUCUUCCUAUGAGUUUGAAAGAGCUUGACUUGCUGGAUAACCAGAUCACUAAGUUCCAAGGUUCGCAUUUAUCGAUACUCUCAGUUAAUUUAUCCGACAACGACUUGUUUCAUAUUCUGAUUUCCCUGGAGACCAUCAGUUUGCCUGAUUGUUGUGAGAUAUUGAAAUUGGACCAUAGCGAUUUCCAUGGAUUUGGUGACUCGUUCCUAUUCCCAAAGAAUUUGAAAGAGUUAUCAACUGGCCGUUGUCAUGAAUUUACGUUAACCAAUGCGAAUUUCUUCUCUAAGCUUCCACAAGACUUGUGUUGCGUUCGUUUAUAUGGCCCUUGUGAACAUCAAUCUGCUUUUCCAAAAGAAAUAAGACAAAUAUGCUUACGACAUGUACCUAAGUUUGCACUAAAUGAUCUAUUGUUCUUGGAAGAGUUGGAACUAAUUUCUUCAUUGGUGCGAUUUGACAUGUUGCCGCCGAGUUUGAGGAAACUUCGAGUAAUUGCACUGAGUGGUUCGGGUUCAUUAGAACACUUGGCUAAUUUAGAGAGGAUCCUGGUGAAGCUUCUGUUUACUUAUCAGAAAGAUAAGUUUGUCCUUCCAGAAUCGGUGAAAUAUAUUUCCAUUCGAAGUGGUUCAAUUUCUCGAGAAUUUGAUUACAGCAAAUGCAAAGGAUUAAGAUAUCUUGAAUUAGGUCACAAUCCUUAUUCAGCUGAUAAGUUUGCAAGUUAUAUUGAAAAAUUGAUUGGGCUCAAUCCUAUCAUUCGUAUAUAUUUGGGACCAGAGAUUUCGAAUUUGACUUGUCCUAAGCUUGAUUUGUUUCGAAGAAAUGGGCAUUUACUUGAUCAGAAUAUAUAUUAG
Molecule: messenger RNA, 2310 nt
Organism: Hemisphaericaspora subhashii
Lineage: Eukaryota; Fungi; Ascomycota; Pichiomycetes; Serinales; Debaryomycetaceae
Exons: 1
Coding region: 1-2310 (769 amino acids)
Molecular function (GO): protein binding
Source: RefSeq, a predicted model, not a curated record